GCUGGGAGCGGCGGGGGCGGCGGAAGGUGAGCCGGGGAAGGUGGCCGAGCACCCGUGCUGCCGGGCCCUUCCCAGAGCUCCCUCAGGGCGGCAGUCCCAGCCCGGUUCGCCCCCACCCCAUCCCCCUUUUCGUCAGGAUUGCCUUUUUUCCCCCUCCUUCUGCGGCGGCGGAAAUGACAGUGUGGUGCUGCCGCGGUGUCAUGGUGCUGCCCCUGGACUGAGGAGCGAAAACUCUAAGUUUGGCUCGGGAGACCCAGCCGCGGUAGCUUGGCGGCCGCCGUGCUGUCCCCGGCGGGGCGCGCGGGCGGGCGGAUCCCGGCUGCUGCGCGGCAGCGGCGGCGAAGGCGGGCGGCGGCCUAGAGCGGCGACGGCAACGGCGGCAGCGGCGGCGGCGGCGGCGGCCGGGGAGCUCGCGCCGGAGCCCGAGCCAGUUCACGCAGAAGGUGAAAGCCCAGCCUCUGCGGUUCUUAAUGCCUCAGCAGGAUUAUUUUCACUAAAGAUGGAAACACUGGAGUCUGAAUUGACCUGUCCAAUCUGCCUAGAGUUGUUUGAAGACCCCCUUCUGCUCCCUUGUGCUCACAGCCUCUGCUUCAGCUGUGCCCAUCGCAUCUUGGUCUCGAGCUGUAGCUCUGGUGAAUCCGUUGAACCCAUUACUGCUUUCCAGUGUCCUACGUGCAGGUAUGUUAUCUCACUGAACCACCGGGGCCUGGACGGCCUCAAGAGGAAUGUGACUCUGCAGAACAUUAUUGACCGCUUCCAGAAGGCUUCCGUCAGUGGACCCAAUUCCCCAAGUGAGAGCCGCCGGGAGAGGACUUACAGGCCCAGCAACGCCAUGUCUAGUGAGCGAAUUGCUUGCCAGUUUUGUGAGCAGGACCCGCCAAGGGAUGCAGUGAAAACAUGCAUCACCUGCGAGGUCUCCUACUGUGACCGUUGCCUGCGGGCCACACACCCCAAUAAGAAACCUUUCACCAGCCACCGCCUGGUGGAACCAGUGCCAGACACACAUCUUCGAGGGAUCACCUGCCUGGACCAUGAGAAUGAGAAAGUGAACAUGUAUUGUGUAUCUGAUGACCAAUUGAUCUGUGCCUUAUGCAAACUGGUGGGGCGUCACCGAGACCAUCAGGUCGCGUCCCUGAAUGAUCGGUUUGAGAAGCUCAAGCAAACUCUGGAGAUGAACCUCACCAACCUCGUUAAGCGCAACAGUGAACUAGAAAAUCAAAUGGCCAAGCUAAUACAGAUCUGCCAGCAGGUUGAGGUGAAUACUGCUAUGCAUGAGGCAAAACUUAUGGAAGAAUGUGACGAGUUGGUAGAGAUCAUCCAGCAGAGGAAACAAAUGAUUGCUGUCAAAAUCAAAGAGACAAAGGUUAUGAAACUGAGAAAGUUGGCACAGCAGGUUGCUAAUUGCCGCCAGUGUCUUGAACGCUCAACAGUCCUCAUCAACCAAGCUGAGCAUAUCCUGAAAGAAAAUGACCAGGCACGGUUUCUCCAGUCUGCAAAAAAUAUUGCUGAGAGAGUCGCUAUGGCAACUGCAUCUUCUCAAGUUCUGAUUCCAGACAUCAAUUUUAAUGAUGCCUUUGAAAACUUUGCUUUAGAUUUUUCCAGAGAAAAGAAACUGCUGGAGGGGCUAGAUUAUUUAACAGCCCCAAACCCACCAUCUAUCCGAGAGGAACUCUGUACUGCUUCCCAUGACACCAUUACAGUCCACUGGAUCUCGGAUGAUGAGUUCAGCAUCAGCUCCUAUGAGCUUCAGUACACCAUAUUCACUGGCCAGGCUAACUUCAUCAGUAAGUCAUGGUGUAGUUGGGGCCUGUGGCCAGAGAUAAGGAAAUGUAAGGAAGCAGUAAGCUGCUCAAGAUUGGCCGGGGCGCCACGAGGCCUGUAUAAUUCCGUGGAUAGCUGGAUGAUUGUGCCCAACAUCAAACAGAACCAUUACACAGUUCAUGGACUUCAGAGUGGGACACGCUACAUCUUCAUUGUUAAAGCCAUAAACCAAGCAGGCAGCCGGAACAGUGAGCCUACCCGACUCAAAACAAACAGCCAACCCUUUAAACUGGAUCCCAAAAUGACUCACAAGAAGUUGAAGAUCUCCAAUGAUGGACUGCAGAUGGAGAAGGAUGAAAGCUCUCUGAAGAAGAGCCAUACCCCAGAGAGGUUUAGUGGCACAGGAUGCUAUGGGGCAGCAGGAAAUAUAUUCAUUGACAGUGGCUGCCACUACUGGGAGGUGGUCAUGGGUUCCUCAACAUGGUAUGCAAUUGGCAUUGCCUACAAAUCAGCUCCCAAGAAUGAAUGGAUUGGCAAGAACGCCUCCUCAUGGGUCUUCUCUCGAUGCAAUAGUAACUUCGUAGUCAGACAUAACAACAAGGAAAUGCUGGUGGAUGUGCCACCACAGUUGAAGCGUCUGGGUGUCCUUCUGGAUUAUGACAACAACAUGCUGUCUUUCUAUGACCCAGCUAACUCUCUCCAUCUUCAUACUUUUGAUGUGACCUUCAUUCUUCCAGUUUGUCCAACAUUCACAAUCUGGAACAAAUCCCUGAUGAUCCUGUCUGGCUUGCCUGCCCCAGAUUUUAUUGAUUACCCCGAGCGGCAGGAAUGCAACUGCAGGCCUCAAGAAUCCCCUUAUGUUUCUGGGAUGAAAGCUUGCCAUUAAGUUUCAAGAGAGCGUAUAAUUCACUGGCUCUCCAGUUCAGCAGUUCUUCCCCUCCUAAACCUCAGUUAGUGUCCAAUAUACAAGAUACAAAAAUAAAGUUCAUUUGAAGCAUCCAAAAUAACUAGAUAUUAUAGAUUUAAUUUGUGUGCAUUAAAGCUUGUAUUUGAAUUAAUGUAUUGAGUUUCUCAGAACAAAUUAUCUGAGUAGUCUGGGUUCAAGCCAUUGGACAAGAAAUUUGAAGAAUGCUUCUCUUGUCAUUGGAGAAUUAAAAAUUCCCAGUGAUUUAGGAGUAUAAAUGAUAUUGGAAGGAAUUAGGGUCUUUGUAGGUAAAUAAUGUAGAAGGAUGCUCUGAACAAGGGGCUAGCCAGCCGGAAAGCAGGGGUGUGUCAGCCUUGCUAGUACUGGCCAGUUAGGCCAAGUAGAAUUUUGAAGUGUCAAAUGAUCCCAUAUUAUGUGUAGCUUUUUAUGAGAAAACCUACAAUCAAGGAUUUAUUAUAAAGAAAACAUGUCUGUGUAUAUAUAAUAUAUAUAUAAAAUGAAUAAAUAAUAUAUAUUAUAUAUUCAUUUUAUAAUUAUAUAUACAUAAUAAACUUUUUAAUUUAGUCAUUUGCGUGAGAAAUAUACUGGAAGGGAAAAUAAAUUAUACCAUCCAUUUUUGUCCCCUAAAGGGAACAUCAAAAUCAGUCAACAUUUCUCCCCUCCCGCCAUUCAUCCCUCCCUUCCUCCCUCCUGUCACACACACACAUGCACAUGCAAUAAUGACAUAGAUGCUGGGAAGAGCUCUAGGUUGGAUCAGGAGAGAUAGGGAGACAAGAUUGCAUGAGAGAUGCUAUUGCUGGAUAGAAAAUUGAUCCAGGUAGAUGUGUUAUAUGUAGCACAGUCUCAUCGAUGCUACCUAAUGGAGGAGGUUUGUCCGAAUUCUUAAAAAUUCUGUCACAGAAUAUUUCAAAGAAGUACAGUUUUCUUACUCUCAAGUACAUACAGUUACUAGAAUUAGGCUUAAAAAAAGAGUUGCAUAAUGGAGGUUCAUUAGGAACCCUCUUUAUUUACUUAAUCAGUAAGAAUGGAGUGUUGUAGAUGCAACAACUAUUUGCAUAUAAAUGUACUUAUAUUUUCAGAUAAAACACUUCUGAAGUGCUUAAGAAUGCCUGAGAAUAGUUUGUUUUCUUAAACAGGUUAAAUAAUCAUUCUUCCCGCAAUCUUAUUUACACUAUUCACUUGCGUAGCCAACCCUUUAUGGCAAAUGCGGAUGUAAGCUUCAACCCAGUCCUUAUCACUAUCAUGGAAGGGAAUCAAGCUUUCUGGUCUGUGCUUCUGUCAGUUCCGCUGCUGGGAUUGGGAGUGUCAGCACCAGAGCUUUCUCCUUUCAGGAGCUGAGUCGGCUUUAAGGAGUCUACUUCUUGGGAGUCGUGAAAAUAUUGUGGUUGCACAACGUGUUAGUUGUAACAUGUCCCCAGAUCGGAGCCUUGAAACAAUGCCAAAACUUCACCCCCUCUUCCUUUCCACAGCCUUGGUGGACGUUCAUUCAUUAAUUCAUUCAACCAACUAUUAGAUGCCAGGUACCACGCUGAAGCUGACCUACUGAUAAUCCACAGCCCCUGCUGUCAAAUGGCUUAUUAUUCUGUAGGAGAGACAAAGUAUCUAUACAAAUCCCCUAAGAAACAGUUUCGUAUUGUCUGUACACCUAAGAUGGAAAGCAAGACUGAUGCAGCUACAGAUGGCAGGCUCAAACUUACCUAUCUAGUGGCAAAGUCAGUUUUUUUGGUUUUAAAAACCCUACACGUACUUCCUGCUAAUCAGGAAAUGAACAACCUCGGUAAGAUUCAGCAGUGAUGGGAAACAGCUUGCUGUGAUGGAAAGCUCAUCAUAGCCUUCAGACUAAAAUAAUCCAUUUCCUCUGCCAUUUACUAGCUGUGUGACCCAGGGCAAGUACUUCACUUCUCUGAGCCGCUGUUUCCUCUUCUGUACAAUAAUACCUACCUCACAAGGCUGUUGCAAAGAUGAAAAAAGAUAGCACAUGGAAACUGCUUAGCACACACCGGCAUUUAGUUAAGUAUGGCAUUAGUAUGGCAUACUUAACUAUUAAGCAUGGCAUUUAGUUAAGUAUGCAACAAAUAUUAAUUUCCUCCACUCAGCCCCAGGCCCAGUACAGUGUAGCAGUGCUUUAAAAUGGAUGUCUGUCAUUUCUAAGUCACCCUAAGUCUCUCCUCUAGGGCCUGUCUCCAAAUUCUUAAACAAAACAGGUGAUUUUAACCCCUUCAUAAAAUCUUUCACUGGCUCCCAUAGCAUUCAGUAGAAAGUCCCAGUUACCCACUUUGGCUUUUCAAGUCCCUAUUUGCUUUCCCAGCUUCAUCUUUUGCCACCUUCCCCCUCACACUGAUUACUCCAGCCAAGCUUAUCGAAUUACACAAGUUGUUCUCUGGGCCUGGAAUAGAGACAUUAGUAACAAUUUUGAUGCCCAGAGUAAACAGUAGGAAUUGUUCUUAAAUUAAGGGAAUAGUGUGAAAAUGCUGUAAGUGCAGAACACUUCACCUUCACCCCAGUCCGAUUUUCUUUACCUUGGCCUUGGGACUCCCAUGCCAUUCAUUUUUUGUGCCUUUUAGAUUUUAGUGCCCUGAGACAAAGCUUCAGUUUCUCCAACCUACUUUUGACUCUAGCCUGGACUUGCUUUCCCCACUUCUGCCCCGCUCGACUAGAUUAACUCCUGAAACCCUAGGCUGGGUUAUGUUCUCCUCUUCGGAGCUCCCAUGGCACCCUGAGCACUAACCCCUCUCAGCAAUAAUCACAUUGUAUAGCAGUGUUUUUCAAAGUGUGGUCCUCAGACCAUGUUAGAAUCAUUUUUGGUGUUUGUUAAAACAAUUGAUUCCUAGACCUCACCCUCGAUCUUCUUAAUUAAAACGUCUGGGCACAUAAGUGGAAUUUUACACCUUUAACAAGCUCCCCCAGGUAAUUCUGAUGCACACAAAGGUUUAACAUAUAAGAAUCGUCUUCCUCACUAGACUGUGAAUACCUUGAGGGCAAAGGCUGUGUCUUUUGGUUUUGUUGUUGUAUUUUCAACACCUGACAUAGGGUGUGGAACAGAGUAGUUGCCUGGCUAAUGUUAAUUGCAUGAAUGUAUGAGUGAACAAAUGAAUAAUCAAAGUUUCCCUGUUGUACUCUGAUAUCCAUAUUAGUGUUUGUUGUUUUCCGGGCAGAAAUGCUUGGCUACUUCUCCAUUUGGGCUGUAUUGAUAUUAUUUUGCAAAUGUCCUAGGUCUCAUACAUAUAAAUGAGUAUUGUCUUCCUCAAAAGCUCUUUUGGAAGUUGACUUGGGGGAUUGUCUGGAGCAUGUGGCACCAUUCUUUUCAGUAACUUUUCAGUCUUUUCAAACUUUGAAUGUGGAUUUAAGUUUUGGUCAUAGCCCCAAAUCACUCAGAGCUAAGUCUACUGAAUAAAGUAGGAAAAUAAACUGGGUUUGGGGUAAGCAAUGAAGUUUCUGAGCCAAAUAAUAAAAAGUGCUUUCCAAGAAAAAACAUGGUGGCAAAGUAUUCAGUGGGGGUGUGGUGAGUCCCAGAUACUUCAGUAAACUUAAGACUUUCAUAGAAUACUGUCAAUGCCAGGUACCUUAAGAGAAGUCAUUGACUACCUCUAGCUAAACCCACUUGGACAAAGGGAAUAGGACCUGUAUUUAACAUCUUCAAGGAAGGAGACUCCAUAAGUUUUCACUGUUGCUCUCCUCAGUCUGUUCUCCUACAAUCCUUUCUGCCAGCACAUUAUUCUUUCUGUCUUCAGUUUAUGCUUAUUUUCACUUUUUAUAUCGUCUUAUUGAAGAAAGCACAAAAAUAAUCAACAAUAAAGUUAAACAUGUUUUGAGAAUAUGAAAAAAAACUUUAAUGCCACAUUGGAGUUCUGGCUACUUGUAAGUAAGAGUAACUGCGUCUGUAUGUAUUUUUAUCAUGCAAUUCCAUUGUGUAAACUUUGGAUGCAGUGAAUUUCAAAUUGCAGCAAAAUCACUUCUAUGUUCUUUUCGGCUAAAAUACGCUAGGUGAAUUUUCUAAGCUUCCAUGGUUUACAUAUUUAUAUAUGACUACCUGGUUGGAGCAAUCCACAGAUGGACUUUUUGAUAAGUGCAAAUGUUUGAUACCCUUUCUUCUACAGAAUGGAGAAUGUGAGGCUGACAGAUGAGAACUACUCCCACACUUAUUUUAAUUCCUGAAGCCAACUGCAGCCUCAGAGCCAUUGGGCUGUACUUGUGUGUAUUACAGGUUGGCCAGGUUGACCGCCGUUAGGUCAGGUGAAACUGCCUUUUACAGUCUGGUCUGCCAGCUUCAGACAUACGCUAUGUUGUUGUCGGCUAGAAUAUUUAUUAGACUAUUGGACUAUUUUUUAUCAAAUAUUUGAUCCCAGGCUUGUUUGUACUGGGAGCUCUGGACCAAUAGUGUCUCACCUAGUGACAGAAAUCUGAGCAUCUGUGGAUUACACAGCCUCAUCCCUCUAAAAUAUC
Mesoplodon densirostris (Blainville's beaked whale) is the source of this 7129-nucleotide messenger RNA. RefSeq names its product midline 2 (gene MID2). Lineage: Eukaryota; Metazoa; Chordata; Mammalia; Artiodactyla; Ziphiidae. The record is from RefSeq and is a predicted model, not a curated record. The coding region runs from base 500 to 2647 and encodes 715 amino acids. The transcript is spliced from 10 exons. Gene Ontology annotation, molecular function: zinc ion binding; protein binding.